CAGUUGCUGAGGUGUGUAACGUUUUCUGAGUUGGAAUGUUAAGUUCCAGCGUGGCACACUCCAGCAUGGCUAACGUUAAUGCUGAGCAGAUAUGUUUGUUUAUUUAGCUCAAAUUAGUCCUAAUGUUACAACCCUAAUCUAACCCCAAUCGGAAGCAUAAAUGUGCGUGAUUCUCGUAGUAGAUGACCAUGUAUGUUUGUUCAGUCGCUGUUAUGAUGAGUGAAAGUCGCAGCGGUGACUUGCCGUCUCAGUCUAUUGGUAGCCAUGGUUCCAACUCUUCUAUGCGACGGAGGAGGAAUAUCAAGGACCAGACAUGCUUUUGCGGGUUGAAGACAACGAUCAAGAAAUCUGGUACAAGAGAGAAUCCAGAUAGGUUGUUCCACACUUGUGCAAGACACCUGAAGGGAAGCCACUGCAACUUCUUUAGGUGGGUUGAUGAUGAUGGGUAUGCAGCAGAGACAGAAACUGAUGCAGAGGUUGGUGGUGACUAUGAUGAAUGAAGAUUGAAUAUGUCAUGGAGAUUGGGUAGCUUGGAGGGUGAAGUUAAAGCAAUGAAGAUGCUAAUAAUGUACAUCUCAGCUGUAAUUAUUGUGGCUACUGUCAUUUGUGCAUCACUUUUGUUCACAUCAAUCUCCAAAUAAAGCUACAGAUGGAGUGUUAUGUUGUUGUGCUUUAGAGGUGUUGUUAGAGCUUUGAGAUUGAACUAUUUGAUAUGUAAUGAUGAUGUGACUUAUGAAUGAGAAGGCAACUUUAAGAG
Messenger RNA from Arachis ipaensis, 757 nucleotides. RefSeq lists its product as uncharacterized. NCBI's taxonomy places the organism in Eukaryota, Viridiplantae, Streptophyta, Magnoliopsida, Fabales, Fabaceae. The record is from RefSeq and is a predicted model, not a curated record. Gene Ontology annotation, molecular function: zinc ion binding.